UCAGAAAUGACAAAAAGGUCUGGGGGUAUCUCUUCCUCAACCCCGUCCUUACCAUUGCUGUCCAGUAGCUGGCAGUCCCAAGACAACAAUCUCCCUGGGUCAGCCAGAAGUUUACAGACAAAGUCAGUCUCUCUGGAUACUGGGCUGUGGCCUGAUGAGGAGGAUGAGGAGGCCGAGCGUCUGGGAGAUGAAGACUUGGAUAAGCAGUGGGACGGAGCCUUACUGAACAGCAUGACAUGCUGCUGCUCCUGCGAGCCUCGCUGUGCCUGCUGUAUUCAGGACGGAUGCAGCAAAACGGCCACUUUUGGAAAGUUCCCUUAUUCUCUGGGGGAGCUCGAGGGGAUGAUGCGCUGUCUGAAGCAGUUCCGCUCAGUACUGACGGACAUUGAGGAGCAAGUGUCCGAGGAGCAGGCAUCAGUUUAUAAUGCCUUGACUGUCACUGACAGGGAGGAGCUUCAAGAAAUAGCUGAGUUGAGGAGAGCAGUGAAGCAGGAGGCUGGAGAACUGGAGCUGCAGCUUAAUGAACUGGCCCACCACUACGAUGACAGCUUGAAAAUGAAGAUCCACAGGCUGCUGGAUGAGCAGUCCCUCCUCCGGUCUCAGCUCCGACUUCUGCCGUCUAAAGCUGAUCCGUCUUCACACCACAUCAGCUCCACCAAGAGCGUAGCCACCCAGUGCUGCCUGCUGCCCUGGCUUCCUCUAUCUGAGCCGACGAGGAGCCCGCUGCCUGGCUCGGAGGGAGGCUGUCAGAGGCUGAGCUCUUCUCCCACCAAGUCAGACAAGACCGACUUCAUGGGCUUUCUGCAGAGAGUAAGAAACUGUGUUUGACACACAGAUGAUGCACAUAAACUACUUGCCCCCAGAUGAGACAUGGUCAUUACAUCAUCCACUGCGGCCCCAUUUGGCAAGAAUUAUUUCUGAUAUUGUAUUUCCUUGAUUAUAAAUAUGAGAUAAAUUUGUGAAACACAUUGUGUAAGAUCACCGUGUAUUAUGUGUGCUUUUUUUUCUUUGUAGAUUUAGAGAAAGCAUACGACAGGGUGCCGAGAGAGGAGGUGUGGUAUUGUAUGAGGAAGUCAGGAGUUGCAGAGAAGUAUGUAGGAGUGGUGCAGGAUAUGUAUGAGGGA
Molecule: messenger RNA, 1124 nt
Organism: Lampris incognitus (smalleye Pacific opah)
Lineage: Eukaryota; Metazoa; Chordata; Actinopteri; Lampriformes; Lampridae
Gene: itprid1
Product: ITPR interacting domain containing 1
Exons: 4
Coding region: 7-828 (273 amino acids)
Source: RefSeq, a predicted model, not a curated record